CUCUCGUGCCGCCCUUAGCUGGCUUCCUCCCUCUCUCAUCCUCAUCGCAGCGACUUGUCCUCGUCGCCAUCGUCAAUGGCUCAGACUUUGACCUCUACUCCUUCUUGACGACCGUCUUGGACCAUCAACAUAGAUCUCUGGUCCUGCCAGCCGCGGCAGCUACCAGCUGCAGCCCCUUUGUCUUUGCCUGCUUCCGUCGUCGUCGUCGCCGCUGCCUGCCGCCACAUCGAUCAUGUCGGGCAACACAUCGAACGACCCCUUCGAGAUCGUAGACGAUCCAACUGAGCUCAUCCGUGCUCGCAACAAUGGCGAGGGCUCGUCGUCAUCGUCUCACAGGAGCGUCAUCUUGCCAGGCGAUGCAGGGCCCUCAAACGGCAGAUCGUCUGACUCAGCAUCAGAGCAAGUAGCAGCACAACGACCAUCAAACAAGCACCGCGCCCUCCCUGCCGGCUUCUCAUCCUCAUCCUCAUCGAACAGCGCUAUACCCAGCAAGCAACCCUUGCAGUCUUCUAGCCGCCCCUCAGCAUCUUCGUCGUCUUCGUCGCGCAUCUGGAUCCCGCCGCCGCGCCCUUGGGAGCGCGAGAUGAAGGAGAAGGCCGCGGCCGCCGUCAACGCCAUGAGCACCAAUGGGGAUACUCGAGGAGGCUUCGUUCUGCCCACCAUCGGAGGGAGUGGCGCUCGCGUCCCGACCGAGAUGCUCGACUCCAAAGGCGAAUUUAGACCGCCUCCUAAGCCCGCAAUCGACCUCACCGCAGACGACAGCGAUGGUGAUGAGCCUGAGCUCGUCAAGAUCAAGAAUGGCGACAUUGUAGCGGACGAGGUCAAGAACAAUGGCUCAGUCUGUCUGGGCGUCAUUGAAGCUACCGUCUUCUGCAUGUAUGGCGUGCCUGAGCCAAUUGCCGUCGAUGGGCCAGCUGCAAUGGACCCUUCGCAGGACAGAGACCCGCUCUGGCAGAGGUCCAAUUGGCCAGAAGCUAGCAGAUUCAUCACGCACCCAGGGUAUCGUCCCAUUUAUGCCAGGCUCAGCCAGCCUCUCCGCCCCAACUUCGGAUCUACCUCGGCCAACUGGAGCUCGGGAGGAAGCUACGCAGCUAGACAGAACGCAGACCCCAACCCGGAGAUCACCGUCUCUCCCAUUCUCUCUCCCCUUGCGUUUCAGCGAGAGCAGGGAAGGCAAGGUAUUCCCAUUCACGAGCGUAACGCUGUGCCACACGUCAAGGAGUCAUUUGGCAUCCUCUCUGGCAAAUACGCCAAUGCACUGGCUCCCCUAAUCAAAGCAUCCCUCGUCACAUUCGAAGCGCGCUGUCGCAUCAGGUCGCGGGCAUCUGCAGGCGGGUAUGCCCACUCAUGCGACAUUCUUGUCUUCUGCGCUCGGCCCAAGGCAAGCUACGUCGUCGAGUCGCUUGCUCAGGCUGGAAUCAGCUUCGUCCAGCCUCAGCCGGGCCACUACUCGCCGUACGACUACAAUGGCGAGCCUCCCCUCGUCAAGCCGAACAAUGGCUACCUGCCACAGCCUGCACAGACUGCGGGUCCGAGUAGGGGUAACUUUGCGCCGGCGAUGUUCUACGGCGGUGGUGAUGGAGGGGUGCCGCGGUAUGUGCAGUCGAAGGAGAUGACUGAGGAGGAGAGACGCAAACAGAUCGAGACGGUGUACGAUCAACUCACUGCGGGCGAAGAUUUACCCUUGACCGACCCCAGUAGUCUUGUCGUCACGCCGCUCUUCCCCCACCAGAAGCAAGGUUUGACUUUCCUCCUGGACCGCGAGAGGGAGCGCAGCUUCGAGGAGGCAGGCGAUGCGCGAGAAGCUGGCUCGUCAAGAACGAAAAGGAUCGAUCUGACCGCGGAGACGGGUGACCUCACCAAGGACACCGUCGGCCUCUGGAAGGUCGUGCGGUCUCAAGUCGACGGCAGCAUCCGCGCCUAUCGCAACGUGCUCACGCAGCAAGAGCAGGAGAAGGAGCCAGGCAUCUGUCGAGGAGCUAUCCUGGCAGACGACAUGGGACUGGGCAAGACGAUCACUGUCAUUUCUGUCAUUGCAAGCACCAUGACGGAGGCCAAGGCAUUUGGGCGCGGCAGACCCAAUGCUGCGCCCGGAGACGUCGGCGCGAUGGACGAGGAUUCCGACACGGACGAUGAGGACGACGGCGGGUUCGCGAGCAUGGCUGCCGGCCUGCAAGGCGCUGGUGCGAACAAGAAGGCGAAAGUCGUCCUCCCGUCUUCGAAGAAACCAGGAAAGAAGGCGCAAGCCAAAGACGCCCUCGAGCGUGCACGCCGUGAUAAUCUAGUCGCCAAGUCUCGCGCUACCCUCAUCGUUGCGCCGCUCACCAUUGUCGCCAACUGGGAGGAGCAGAUCAAGGAGCACUGGGCAAAGAAGAGUAGGCCGAGCGUCUACAUCUACCAUGGUAGCAACAGGAGCAGCGACCCCAAGAUGAUUGCCAAUCACGAUGUCGUGCUCACGACGUACUCGACGCUGGCCUCUGAGUUCUCGAGGCAGAGCAUUUGGGUCGACACGACUGAGGGAGCUGCUAAAGGCGGGGACGACGAGGCUGCCGACGACGGCGAAGACGAUUUUGAGAUGUACGACGAUGAAGGGCGACCAAUUUCUAGCUCGAACUACAACGGCAACGGCACCGGCGCCUCGAAUGGCAAGGGCAAAGGCAAAAAGCGCAAGAAGGCCACGGGCGGCAAAGAGGCUCCGAAUCCCCUGCAACGCAUCGAGUGGUUCCGCAUCGUCCUGGACGAGGCUCACACGAUCAAGGAGGUACGCACAAUGCAAUGUCGCGCCGUCUGCAAUCUCAGCGCACAACGUCGCCUCUCUCUCACUGGCACGCCCGUCCAAAACAGGCUCGACGACCUCUAUGCCCAGAUCAAGUUCUUGCGCCUCGAGCCCUUCAGCGACCGAUUGAUCUGGAACGAGCACUGUGGUCAGCGGCAGAAGAAGAGCUCCCUGACUCAGCGGAGCAACGCAAACCAGAACAAUGAGCCACUGGAGCGCAUCGCGCUUGUCAAGGUGCAAACGAUGAUGAAGUUUCUCACUCUCCGCCGUACCAAGGAGACGCGGACCGCUUCGGGCAAAAAGCUACUCGAGCUGCCCGCUAAGAAUGUGAGGGUGGUCACCAUCGACUUUGAUGAGCGUGAGCGCACAAAGUACAAGGAGCUGCACGAGCGCUACAAGGAGGACUUCAAGGAGAUGGAAGCCACCAACUCCGUAGGCACGAAUUACGCGACUAUCCUGCAGGAGAUCAGCAACUUGCGCAUCUGCUGCGACGAUCCCAGCUUGGUGGACGCGAGCAAGGACAACAAGCGGCGGACUGAGGGUCGAUCGGGCUUUGUGGACGCGAUUCGCGAGGAUGGCAUGACGCGCGAACGUGCUGCGGGCUUGUUCGAGGUGUACAGCGAGAGUGAAGAGGCGCUUUGCUGGGAGUGUGGGGCCGAUAUCGCCCGCUUCGCCGAAGGCGACGAUACGGGCGUGAGGGGCGAGGCGGCCACCGAUGAAGCUGCAGGCAGCCGUCGCCCUGUGGUCACACGAUGCACCCACAUCAUCUGCUCGCGAUGCUUUGCGUCCAAGGUGCCGGCGUACAAGAAGCCAAAGGCCCUCACGGCUGAGGAUCGAGCAGACUGUCCGGCUUGCGAUACAUCCCUGGCUCUGUUGACGGACAUUGUGCAGCUAGACCCUGCAGAUCUGGCUGGGCCUGAGCCGGAUGCUCGUCACUCCAAGCGCGCUCGUGGCGGCGCCGAUGACUUUGACUGGGGCGACGAAGACGGCGACGACGAGGAGGACAGGAAGGGCAGCAAGCGCUCAGCCCACCACUUCGGCUGCGAUCGCCUCCUUCCCAUCGACUCGCGCAUCGGCCUCUCACACAAGACGCGCUGGCUUCUCUCGGACCUGCUCCCCUUCUCGCAGUGCAACAGACGCUCGAUGCUCUACGAUGCUGAUGCGCCUCAGAUCGAGCACCACACGCCCACUGAGCAGGAGAAGGACGCAAGGCCCGACCUCGAGUCUGUGGUGGCUGUACCUCGCCAGUCGACGAAGAGCGAAGAUGGUGCAGCGUACCGGCCGAUCAAGAGUGUGGUGUUCAGCCAGUGGACCUCAAUGUUGGACAGAGUGGAGCGGGCACUCUAUCGUGCAGGCAUCAAAACUGUCCGCCUAGACGGCACGAUGAAGCGUCCUGAGAGAGCCGCAGCGCUCGAACGCUUCAAAUCCGACGCCAGCGUCGAAGUCUUCCUCAUCUCACUUCGCGCCGGCGGUUUUGGUCUCAACCUCGUCUCGGCAUGCAGAGCUUACUGUCUCGAGCCUGCAUGGAACCCAGCACAAGAGCAGCAGGCGAUGGAUCGUGUACAUCGCUUGGGCCAGGUCGUACCUGUCAUCAGUACAAAGGUCGUGACGAGGGCGAGUAUAGAGGAGAGGAUGCUGGAGGUGCAGAAGCGCAAGGCUGAGCUGGCCAGUGCAGUUGCGGAGGGGAGGAAGGGGCAACAGAAGAGUCGGGCGGAGGAGAAGGCCGACAGGAGGAAGGAAUUGGCUACGCUUAUGGGGUAGAGCCUUGGGAGGAGGUGUACGGCAGCGUGCCUUGUUAUAUAUCCUUUGCGUUGUCCUUUGAGAUGUAUCAUCAGCAUCUGAUUCACUCGUUCGAAAGCGAAGCAGACCC
Messenger RNA from Jaminaea rosea, 4646 nucleotides. RefSeq lists its product as hypothetical. The record is from RefSeq and is a predicted model, not a curated record. Gene Ontology annotation, molecular function: ATP binding; ATP-dependent chromatin remodeler activity. The transcript has a single exon. Lineage: Eukaryota; Fungi; Basidiomycota; Exobasidiomycetes; Microstromatales. The coding region runs from base 233 to 4537 and encodes 1434 amino acids.